Molecule: messenger RNA, 3022 nt
Organism: Pyrus x bretschneideri (Chinese white pear)
Lineage: Eukaryota; Viridiplantae; Streptophyta; Magnoliopsida; Rosales; Rosaceae
Exons: 5
Coding region: 19-2655 (878 amino acids)
Molecular function (GO): DNA binding
Source: RefSeq, a predicted model, not a curated record
GAAACAGCGCCACCACAAAUGGCGGCAAUAGCCACUGUCCCGCCGCCACAACCACCACAAGAAGCAAACGUUCCCUUAGACUCCUUAAUCCACAUAGACAUCAGCACACUCUCUCAAUCAGAGCUCCAAGUCCUCUCCGUCUUCUCCUCUUCCUCCUCCUCGGCCUUCAACCUCUGCCGCACCCACGACCUCGUCGUCCCCAAAAUUGACCGAUCUGUCUUCAACGAGAGCGCCGGGUCCCGCCGGCAAACCUACUCUCGUCCCCGCCGUCAACAGUCUGAUACCUCCACUGCCGCCGCCGCCACUGGCCACCGUCGUCGCGUUGCCGGCCUGCUCGCUACUCCUCCUAAGCUCACUCUGGUGCCACAGGAUGACCCCGAACGCAACGAGAACCAUGCGAUCAUCGCUCACCUCAAGAACUUCAUUUCCCAGGACCCCAAAUUCGACCAAAUCGACUUCGAACCCUACCAUACGGCAUCAUUUUCCACGGCGCUUAUACCGAAUGACGACAUGAGGACCGGAAUUGUUGGUUUUGAGGGGAGAGGUGAAAUGGGGGUGAAGAAAAGGAAGCGAGGGAGGAAGCCCAAAGUGAAAGUCUUGGGUUUGGAGAAUGAGGGCUAUGCGGGUAUGGGGAUGAUGAAUACGGAGGGCGCUGCAGUCGACAUUUCCGGUUUGGGGAAUGCAGAAGAGCCUUUUGGGGAGGAGUUGAGGCGGAGGACGGUGGGUUUGGAAACGGAGGAGGAGUUGUUGGGGUUUAUGAGGGAAUUGGGUGGGCAGUGGGGGAGUAGGAGGAAGAAGAGGAAGAUAGUUGAUGCCAGUGAGUUCGGGAAUGCCUUGCCGGUCGGUUGGAAGCUCUUGCUGGGGCUUAAGAGGAAGGAAGGACGUGCUUGGAUAUACUGCCGCCGAUACAUAAGCCCUACUGGAGAACAAUUUCUGACCUGCAAGGAAGUUUCUUCAUUUCUGCUCCCCUUCACCCAUCACAGUAAUGCGCAGCACCUAGAUGGUGGCCAUGCGCGUGAGAAUGUUCAGGAAGAGUGCAUAGUGGCUACUGAAAAUCAGCAUGCUGAUAAGCAUGGAGACCGUAGGCAAGAUGUGAAUUCCAGCUCUGCUCUAGUUGUGUCUUCUAUGUCUAAUGAGCGUGAAAAGGAAGUUACCUUAUUGGGAGUAGACAAUCUUGCUGAGGUUCAGAUACAUGACCUUUUUGAAUGUCACAAAUGCAAUUUGACUUUUAAUGAGAAGGAUUCAUAUUUGCAGCAUCUAUUGUCCCUUCACCAAAGGACUACGAGGAAGUAUAGACUUGGUUCUACUGUUGGUGAUGGUGUGAUAAUUAAAGAUGGGAAAUAUGAAUGCCAGUUUUGCCAUAAGGUAUUUCUGGAAAGGCGUCGCUACAAUGGUCAUGUAGGGAUUCAUGUUCGAAAUUAUGUCAGGAGGGUGGAAGAAUCGCCAGGUCCAACAACUCUUCAAAAGAGAAUAGAGUCUCCAAACAGUGAAGGUUUGCCAUCAAGGACUUCAAAAAUGGAUGCUCUGAUUGAAAUUGCUCAAAACUCUAUCAUGGAAACCUCAACUGCUGGGCCUAAUGAUCAAUCCAACGGUGAUGCUGCACUUGAUAAACCAUACAUGGGAUGUAGUUCAGAAAUUCAUGCUUCUGAUUCUCAUCAAGAAACGAACAUAGAUUCACCUCUUAGUGAACAGGACCUGGACGGUCGCUUGUUUGACAGAAUUGAUUCAGAUCAACACGAUAGUGAGCAUACAAUAACUGAUGGAAGUAUGGACGGAGCUGAUGAUCCUAUGGAAGUUGAAGAUAUUAAUGACUCUUGUACGAAUACAGACGAGUUAUCUGCUACAGAGAAAAAGGGUAAACCAUCUGAAUGUUCUUUGGAGAAAGAUGGCUUGGCAUCCACCUCUGAUGAGUUAAAGAAGUCUGGCACUAAUCAGGAUGGAGCUACUUGCUGCAAGAUAGAUGCUUCUUCGAAUGACAAGUUUAUUCUUGAUGCAGUAGGGAAUGAAAUUUUGAAUGGCACAAGUGCAUUAGAGCAUCCCAAUGUCAUUGAUCACAGCACUAACAAGAAUAGUGAACAAGCAGUUGACUUUGGUAGCAGCAUUGAACAGGAACCAUCUAAAUCUAGUGAUACUUUGAUAGAAUCUGUACUCCAAGCUUAUGAAGGAAAUGAACUGCAAAUUGGGAUUUCGGAUUCCUUAAUAUCAGUGAAUUCAGUGGUCUGCUUUCCGACAUCUACUGCAAUAUCCGACGAGGGAGACCAACGUCUUAGCAGUGUUGCCCAUAGGCAUGAUGAUACAGGGUUUGAGGAGCUAGGGUUGGACGAAAUAGAACCACUGAAGUAUGGAUUUCCUAGUGGGCAAGAAUCUAUUACACUGCAGGAGGUACCAAUGGAUUUGACAAAUAAUGCAGAGAUGGAAAAGGCAUUUGGUUCCUCUGUCCAGUUUGAAUCAGAAGAAGUCAUGCUAAGCAUGGCUGGCAGACGUCAGAUAACAACUGCGUGUGUAUGGUGCGGAGUAGAGUUCAACCAUGAGGCUGUUGAUUCUGAAAUACAACCAGAUUCGGUCGGUUUUAUGUGUCCAACUUGCAAAACAAAAAUCUCUGGGCAACUCCAUGUGUUAGAUGAUGACAUGCCUGUGAAUGCUAAUCCAUUCUAAACAACGGUAUCCGUGUGAAUUGGCAUCUCUCCCUGCCUCUGCGCUUUUCUCCGGUCAGCGGUAAACUGAGAAUCUAAGAGACCGAAAUUAAAGGGUGCCAUUGGCAUUGAAUAAGGCAAGGACAUCUAGUUCUUGUAAGAUGGUGCCGAUAUUCCCCUCUUUUUCAAUUUAACAGUUAAGACAGGCCUCAGUUUAUUUAUAUUGAUUUUUAAUACAAGCGGUGUUACUCUAUACUGAGGCAACAAAGAGUGAUAUUCUCGUUAGAUGUGGGUCCUUCGUGGUUGAGGAAUUAUGUUGUAUUUCUAAUGAGUAUGUAAUAGAGGAAUUGUGGCGUUUCAUUUGGUAUGUGUAGCUCUUGUUCAUGCUC